CUCGAUCGGAAUACGAUAGAUGUUUGUGGUCUGGUAAGUAUAUCGAUCGACACCAUGAACAUCGUGGUCGAAUUGAACGAUGUCCAAUGUAUAGGGUCUAAUUAUGUACUGCCAAGCAUGUCAACAUGCAAGCUGGAUCCAUCCUCCUUGAAUGACGGCUUGUCAAAUAUGCUCCAAGAUCUUAGUAAUGGACGAAAGAAGGCUAUAGACGUCGACGGGGAAAAAAUUAUUGCCGGAAAAGUUAGUCUGACCAGACCAGAAACCAACACAAACAUGUUUCCCGUCAAAUCAAUCAUUCCAAAGGGUAAAAAAGAAAAGGCAAAAAUCAAAAACAAAUUUUCCCUCCUUUCCUUUCCUUCUUCGCUUCUUUCAACCUUCUCUCUCUACCAGUGCGCCUUCUCCACCACCACGCUCCCUCUUCUUCCAUCGUCUUCUCUAUAUGCUCACUGAAUAUAAUAUUCCUCUUCCUCUUCAUUACUACCUCUCUCAGAUCUGCAGCACUCCUCUGUUCUCACACCUUCAAAUGACAAAUGUGUCUGCCUCUGUUAUUGGACCAAAAAUCAUCGGCAGCACACUCUAGACUUCGACUCCCAUGGCGGAACGCCGACUAGCUGAUCCCAGCAGGCUCCACCUGAGAAAAGAGCUCACUCAAAUCAGAAAAGCCUCCCGCGUCCUCCGAGACCCAGGUACCUCUUCCUCCUGGAAGAAAUCCCCUUUCCCCCCUCCUUCCUCCUCCGCCGCCUCCAGAUCUGCCGGCGCCGCUCCUCCCUCCUCCAAUGCCAACAAUGCCGCCGACCCAAUUCCCAGCCGCCCUGUCUUCCUCUACAAUUGGAAGUCCUCCCACCAAAACCCCCUAAUUUCUGCUGCUUCUGCCGAUGGUGAUGAUUAUUAUUACGGCGAGUCCUGCUCCCUACAGGAAGAGAGUCUCGACGGCAGCCUCACCGACGUCGGAGCUGCUGCUGCGGCGGGGGGGAGCGACACCCAUGCAUUCUCCUCCUCUGUCGCAUCCAAGAUUCUCCGCUGCCGCGACGCUGCUCUGGUUUCUCCAUCGAUUAACAAGCGAGCUGCUCCGAUCAAGAAGCAGCGGGGUAAGAAAUCUGCUACCCGGUCGGAUGUUCUGUCUAGAUAUGGCCACCACCACAACCACAACAACAAACCUAAUUUGACCCAAUUGCUUAGAGAUCAUCCUUCUCUGGCUUUAGCCCUAGGCAGCAGGGAAGGGACUUCGGUUGACCAUUCCGAUGCCACUACCGAGGACUACGCUAAUGCUCGUUCGGAGGAUUUGAGGAAGUUGUCUUCCGCAUCCCCGUUGCUGCUGAAGCUCAAGCACAAGAACUGGGCUCGUUCGCCAUCAGCAUUUCUGAGGCAGAGUAGUCAAAAGGAGGAUUCUUCUUACUCUUACAACACCCCUGCAUUGUCGACUAGCUCGUACAAUCGGUACUACAAUCGCAAUGCGAGCACAGUUGGAUCUUGGGACGCCACCACGAAUGAUGGAGUGGAUGAGGAUGAUGAGAAUUUGGAUUUGGCUGGUGGUCGUGGAUGUGGGAUGCCUUGCUACUGGCCGAGGAGGACUCCUCGGCACAGUAGAGGGUCGUAUGGUGGUGGUAGUUGCUGCUCUCCUUCACUGUCGGAUACGUUGAGGAGGAAAGGAAGUCGGAUUCUUUGUGGUGGUAGUCAGUCGAUUGGUGGUCAUCGAUCGAGGCGUUCGUUAUCGGUGUCUGAUAAGAGGAGGAUCGCGUCGAGAAGUGCUCAGGGAGUUCUGCCAUUGCUGGCUGGUGGCAGAGGUGGAUCAUCUCUUGGUACUGCCUGCAGUGAUGAUGAACUAUCUGCAGCGAACUACGGGGAGCUUGAUAUGGAGGCAUUGAGUAGAUUGGAUGGGAGAAGGUGGUCAAACUGUAGGAGUGCAGAGGGGUUUGAGAUUGUUCCUGUGAAUGGAGGAGAUCUUGAAGGAGAAACUAGUCCUGAAAAUAUUAAGAGUUUGAGCCAAAAAUACAAGCCUGUCUUCUUCAGUGAGCUGAUUGGUCAGAACAUAGUUGUUCAAUCGCUAAUGAAUGCUGUUUCUCGGGGGAGGAUUGCCCCGGUCUAUCUUUUCCAGGGACCUCGCGGAACUGGGAAAACAUCAGCAGCCAGGAUUUUUAGCACUGCUUUGAAUUGCACUUCUACUGAUGUAACUAAACCUUGUGGGUACUGCUCAUCUUGUGCUGACUUCGUUUCUGGAAAUAGCAGAUUUCUGUGGGAAUUUGAUGGGACGAGUAAGCAAUGUGCUGACAAAAUGAGAUACCUUCUCAAAAUGGUUUCUCAAGCUCACCAAUUGAGCUCUUCGCAUUAUCAGGUGUUUCUGGUUGAUGAAUGUCACCUGCUUCCAUCUAAGUUGUGGUUGGCGUUCCUUAAGUUCCUUGAGGAGCCACAUUGGGGAGUGGUGUUCAUAUUCAUCACAACAGAUCCUGACAAUGUGCCACGAACGGUACAGUCCCGAUGUCAGAAGUACCAGUUUAACAAAAUUAAAGAUGCAGAUAUUGUAUCGCAGUUGAGGAAAAUUUCUAGUGAAGAGAAUCUGGAUGUCGAAUCAGAUGCACUUGAUCUUAUAGCCAUGAACGCAGAUGGUUCACUUCGAGAUGCGGAGACUAUGUUAGACCAGUUGAGUCUUCUGGGGAAGAAGAUAACUACAUCAUUGGUGAAUGAACUUGUUGGAGUUGUCUCAGAUGAGAAAUUACUGGAACUUUUGGAGUUGGCAUUGUUAUCAGACACUGCCGAAACAGUGAAAAGAGCCAGGGAUUUGAUGGACUCAGGGAUUGAUCCAAUGGUAUUGAUGUCUCAAUUGGCUAGCCUUAUAAUGGACAUCAUUGCUGGAAUUGGCAAUGCAGGCGAUGGCAGAUCUAGCAAUUCAUUCUUUGGUGGAAGAAGCUUGACUGAAGCAGAAGUGGAUAGAUUAAAGAAUUCCUUAAAGGUUCUGUCAGAUGCUGAAAAACAACUAAGGUUUUCCAGUGAUCGUUCUACAUGGUUCACUGCAACCCUUUUACAGCUUGGUUCAGUGCCUUCACUAGAACUCACAAUCUCAAGCAACAGUAAAAGGGGUAGCAGCUCCAGGGCGACUGAGGAAGAUCCUUCAAGCGCUUCAAGAGGAGCAACGGUUUACAAACACAAGUCAGAUGCUCAGUCUCUACCACGAAGAUCGAGUUCACCUGCUUCUUUGUACGAUGCAAUGAAUGGUAGCUCAUUUGGGUUGAAUUGCAAGUCCCCUCACAGUCAAUUGACGGGUACCUGUAGCUCGUCUCUUUCUCAGGAUGGGAGCAUGUCUGGUGACACACCAUCUCGACUUAGAGACUCAGAAAAGUUGGAUUUCAUCUGGGAGAAGUGCAUUGAGAAGUGUCACUCAAAGUCUCUGAGGCAGCUGUUACAUGCACAUGGGAAGCUUUUGUCCAUAUCAGAAGUUGAAGGUGUGCUGGUUGUGUAUGUUGCAUUCUUUGACGGAGAAAUCAAAGCAAGAGCUGAAAGGUUUAUGAGUAGCAUCACAAACUCCAUAGAAAUGGUCUUGAGACGCAAUGUAGAAGUCAAAAUUAUCCUCGUCUCUGAUACUGACUUUCUUGUCAAUGGUUCACAACGAAGUGGUCCCAAGAGAAAGGGAAGUCGCUUGAAUCCACUGGAUGGUUAUUCAGAGCUUAGUGGCCCGGAAAGUAAGCUAAAGGGAGGGGCAGCAGGAGAACACUCUAAGUUGUCACAAGAAUUGCUUCCUGAAGCUGACGGCACUGAAAUGAAGGAAACUGGGGUAGCGAUACCAAUGCAAAGAAUAGAAUCUAUCAUCCGGGAGCAGAGGCUAGAAACUGCAUGGUUACAAACAGCAGAGAAAGGAGGCACACCGGGGACUUUAAGCCGGCUGAAACCAGAGAGGAAUCAGGUGCUACCUCAAGAGGAGAUAUACCACCAUCAAGAAAGAGAAAAGGAAACUUCAAAGCCAACAACGGGGUUGUCUCCACGUCAAUGGGAAGAGUUGAAUCAGGAACUGAAGCUUCUAAAGAUGCAGGAUCCAAAGGAGGUCUUGAUAAAGGAUCAACUUGGUAGAAGGGCUGGCCACAGUCCAAUGUCACCUAGCUUGCUUCAUAGUAACGGCUUCACCAACUUCUCAAACAGAGAAAGUGGGGGGUAUGAGUCAAGCACUGCAGGUGGAGGUUGCAGCGGGCUCUUCUGUUGGAAUGCACAGAAAUCCCACAGGCGAAAGGGUAAUGUUGCUACUGCGCGGUCUCGACGGAGAGUUGGAGGAUUUUCACUGUUUGGUGAGUGUGGAAAGCAAAAGAAGAGUGGGAGCAGGGCUAGAAGAAGGUAGCUCAUAUGGCAACAAUCUGAGUGCACUUGUGGGUCUCUGCUGUUUCUUCUGCGUUUUCUUUUGCCCCCUCUUUGUUUUCGGGACAUUUUUUUCAUUGAAAAAGCCUAUAUUCUUUCUUAGUUAGCGACAUUGCCCAGGAACAAUAACACGAGAAAUGUUUAUUUCAUUAUGUAAAGAGCGUCCUCGCUUUUGUUUUUACUGCUAUAGACUCCCAUUUUGGUCAUGUUUUUUCCUCCAUUGAUGAAUAAGAGAAUCAAGGUUGUAGAUUUGG
Molecule: messenger RNA, 4592 nt
Organism: Linum trigynum
Lineage: Eukaryota; Viridiplantae; Streptophyta; Magnoliopsida; Malpighiales; Linaceae
Source: the annotation of a GenBank genome assembly